AUGAUUGCCGGGACGAAAGUUGUCUCCCUGAGGUAUCGUCCUUUGAGAGAGCAGGAUGAAUUUUUUCCAAAUGGCAGACCUGCUGUUGACCCCGUUACCUGCGAGGCCAUCCUGCGACGCCCAUUUGACAUUGUUCUCAUUCUUCUUUCGCUCCUCGGUAUGUCACUGUGCAUCCUGCACUUUAUUGCCACUAUUUCAAACCUCCCGCCGCUACCAACGCCAUCGGAGAACGCCUCCCUGCCCUGUGGGCUCUACAGAGGCAAAUGGACCGGCCCAUACAAGGUUCUGCGCUUCUACGGGGUGCCAUAUGCCAUUCCACCGCUGGCCAUGCCCGAUCUAACGACUGAAGAACUGCUGGACGAGGUUUUAGCAAAGAGUGCGAGAAACCAUCGACAUCUGCGCUGGUUGUCGCCGCAGCCGGCUGAGGGGGUGGAGGGGUGCAUUAUCAGCCACCACGAUAAGUGCACCUUUCAGAAGAGUCAGUGGCAAUGUAACAUGGAUAGGAAGCCCGCCUUUUCAUUUUGUGCCCAGCCGAUACCCAAUAAGCAGGAUGACUUCAGGGAUACGGAUCUUCUCUUCUCGCGGGAAAAGUGUCUGCAGUUGGAUGUAGCCACGCCGCUCUACGCGGGCAGUCUUCGACCCGUUGUCGUUGUCAUGGCGGGUUAUCAGUCCUUUGCUGAACCCUUAAUGCCGCCCUCUUAUCGAGAGCCCGCCUAUUGGCCAUCCGAUGCAGCGAUUCUUGACACUGAUGCCGUCUGGGUGUACGUUCAUUAUCGCCUAGGCGUGGCGGGUUUCUUUUUCGACCUGGAGACGGAGGACACAACUUCGGCACCGAACGACACCUACGACGUGCCUUUUCACAAUUUUGCCAUCGAAGACCAGAUGCUGGCUCUGAAGUGGAUAAAGACAAACAUUCGUCGUUUCGGCGGCGAUCCGUACAGGAUUACGCUGCUGGGUCACGGUUCUGGCGCAACAAACGCGCUAGCGCUUCUAGACCUUCAGUCUAGGGAUCCUCAGGGAGGGGAAAGGCUCUUCAAUCAGGCUUGGCUUGCAAGCGGAGCUGUUAAUUGGGCCACCAGUAGAGAUCAGAAUGUACCCUAUGAGAUUCUCAGUGAUCUGGUAAGUAAACGACUGGGUGAAAAAUGCGAGAUGAAAGGACACAUUGGCAAAACCUGCUCCACACGAGACUUACACCGUGCCCUAAUGGAUGAUGCAAUCGCGUUCAUAUAUGAAUCAACGAAAGAGUUAUGGAACGACAGCAGACUUUUGGGCGAUAUCUUGCGCCUUGGUGCACCUAGAGGCUGGAUGUACGGUUUUGAUGCUUUGGACCUGAAACCGCCCGUAUUCUGGACGCCUGAGAAAAGAGCACACAUAUUCUCUCCCACAAGUAAGUAACAUAUGUAAGUUCAUUUUGCAAGUUAGAAAUUUAUCCUAACGGCCGAACUUUGAUUUCGGAUGAUGAAAUAAUACCUAUUUUGAUCAUACAUCUUGACAUUCCAUAAUCAACUAGGUAACUUUCUGAUGAGAACUGGGUGAGUUUUGCAGGGCUCACCAUCAUACUUUCCGAUAGAUUUAUGUAUUAUUUUUCACAUAGUUUGUAUCUGAAAUUUGAUCAAUCCUGAUUUUUUUAAAAAAACGGGGAUCAAUUUCUCUUCUGGCAGCUGAUACUAACAUUAACGUAGUUGGUUGAAGAUACUGGAUGACUAUUUUAGACUGGUAAUCAUUCCCACUAAUCAAUACAGAGAACUCAUCAACACCAUGUUUCCAAUGCACGUCUGAGCAUUCAUCUAGCAGGUUAUUGUCUGAGUGGAACCUUCAAAAAAUAAAUGGCUUGUUAAUUCGGUAUUUUUACUCGAUGAACAACUUACGCAGAGGCAGGUGGAUUAGCCAAGGGCUCUCCCCGGGGCCGAAAUCAACAUCUUUAAGGGAAAACUGGGAAGAACGCGGUUGAACGCGUGUAUUUACCAACUUCAAUUUUCUAGCAGUAACGUAGACAAUGCAUUAAAAAUCACAUCAGGUCACAUGAGGUCGGUGGUUGAAUCAGGCGAAACUGUCAAGCAUGUUCUUUCUGAAGGCAUAACAAGGGACAGUUUAUUUACCGGAUGCUUGAUACAGAAGACAAUUCCACAAAACUGUCCGAUGGCGCAUUUGUUAAACGAGAAAUUGGCCUUCACAACUUCGUUGUUUGACGCCAAAACUAGAAUUAUUUAUUCACGUGAUAACACUGAAAAAAAUACGAACUCCAGCACGCAUUUAAGAGAAACAACCAAACAGAACGAGGUAUGACCAAAAGUGUUCAGAAUAUAAGGGCAAAAGCCAGAAUGUCUGCUGACGCGAAGUGUUUCUUUGUGAAACCGACCUUCCAAGUCGAUGCACUCGGAGAACUGGUAAAGAAACGACUGAGUGAAGUAUUUUUCACAUGCGUUCCUUGGCGGGAAAGUCUAGAUACCAUUCUCCUCAAGCCUGCUUCUGUCAUUGGCGGAAGAGAAAUCUGCGGCCCCAAACCAGCGGUGUAUGUGAAUCUUCAAUUGCUUCCUUGGAGGAGGCCACAACGAUCGGAUAAUUUCAAUCUUCUUCAAAGGGAUACGAGAAUGCAUUUGAACAGGGCAUUGGAAGAUAAAACUAUGGCGACCGAAAACUCUACGUCCUCAGCCAACUAGAAGCCCACCGUCUGUUGGAUGCGAAUGGAUGCAUUGUGGUAGCUCACAGAGUGCCACCGAACUGAUGGAAUUCGCUACAGUGGACCUUGGUGGCCGUAGCAGAGGCGUUUAUAAUCUGUCGACAAGCUGUCGGAGGUCCACAGGCAAUACGACGUUCUUUGUUUCAAUUCGAAACCAUUUCAAACCACCGUUAGCGAAUUAUUCUCUCACCAGUCAUCUGCAAUAUUUACUCGCAUACUCACUGGUCGCUGUGUAACUCCGCUGAAAUAGCCGAAGUUUCUAAAGGCACUAUGGCUUCCCAGGUAGUCUCCAGUCUGGAUGCGUCUAUUGACGGAGGUCAAUCACAGUGUUAAUGACCUGAUUACAUAAAAAUGAAAGGAACUAAUUAGCAAAAAUGGUCCACAGCUCUGCCUUUAAAUCGUGAUGUAUUUUUAACCAGGUGACACCUUGGAAAGUCUGAAUCUGUCUUCCACUGUCAAACCACAUUUCGUAAAAAAAAUUGAAGUGAGCUUUAUACAGUUUUCGAUUUGGUAUGUUAUGAGAUUUGCGAUUUUUCAGUUCCCUUCAUUGCCUCAUCUACUUCGGCUUAGGGGUAAGUUUGGUUGGGUUUUAAACUGCUUGUGACUGCAUCUUCUCUUCUAAGAUUAUAACGCCAUUGACGUAGAUGCUAAAGAGUUUCGAGUAUUUCCAAAGUCACACGCAUCACGGGAGGCCGGUUGCUGACAGCACAGAAGAUGGAAAGGAAGACAAAGUGGAGUAUGAUCCAGGCUCGAGGUCGCAUAUCACCCCAAUCGGUGUUGGCAACUAGGAGAAACGGCGCAGGGAGCAACCACGUAGGUCGGGCCCACGAAUUCUACUGCUGUCAUUAGAGCACACUGGCUAUUUUAUGCGCCGCUCUGCGGCUGCUGGUUGGGUUCGAGAGAGAGCUCGUAAGGCACAACGGAACGAGUGAGUUCCGUAAGAACGGUCAGUGAGAGCCCUCUAUAAUUUUAUAUUCUCGAUCAAGAAAACCGACAGGGUAACGGCCUCGUGGCCCAGAGGUUGGAGAAGUGGACUUUUAACCAACAGGUCGCGAGUUCGAGCCCCGGGUGUUUCCACACUUCGGGGUGGGGUAUGACUGGCUGACGACGGUUAAUAAGCCAGAAAUGGCCAUUCCUGACUCCCUCGUCUUCGUCGGUAAUAACACACUGCCUAUAUCAUGCGCCGCUCUGCGGCUGCUGGUUGGGCUAGAAAGAGAGCCCGUAAGGCACAACGGAAGGGGUGGGUUCCGUAAGAACGAUCGGUGAGCGCCCCCUACCACAAAAAACAGUCCUUUUGUCUAGGUGAAUGAAAAGACCAGUCGUGCACCGAAACAGCUUGUUUAUUGUUCUGAGCUUCCGAAGGCAUGCAGUUCAUCGUCAGAGAUAGUAGCAACAAUAAGAGGAGCGACAUUUAGAAAAACGUCAGGUCGGUUGCUCACGAUACAAUUGGUCGUCACAUGCUUGGUGUUUUGGUGAUGACAGUGAUUUAUUUGGGUGGCCAGUGAAAUAGUCAGCCACUCUGCUUAGCUACUUUUUCUCAUGUAGAAGUCAAGAAAUAAAUUUAAGUGCAGGAACACAAUAGAAACACAGAGUUAGACAAACGUUGAGGACAAACGAAAUUUCUCUGUGAUCUCACUUUGCGAAUCGCAACAGAAGCGAUAAUGAGCUGUGAAUAUGUCAAGAAAACUGCACGAACACUGCAUAUGUACAUGCAGGAGCAAAUAUCUGCAGCACAAUGAUUGGUCUCCAUCUCCCAUUUUGUGACUCACAGAUGGGGACUGGCCAUGUCCCCGACCUUAGACAAUCGAGCUUCCUGGGUCGAUGAGUUUCGAGGACAGAAGGAUUCACAUUAGAAGCGUACUUUUGCGUGGGCGGUUAGUUCAACAAGGGUUUUAUUCGCCUGACGUGCCGGACAAAUGGGACACAUCUUCAACUUUGACGCCGUUGAGAUUGUAGGCCGGGCGAUGAUCAUACGGCAAGGCAGGUGCAAAAACCCUAGAUGGCCACCACCACCACCACAUAAAUUGGCCUCCCCCCAUCCGACUUUACGAACCUUCUUAACGGGGAACAGAAACGGCGCGAGACAAUCAGAGCCGCCAACUAUCUCCGCUGCCGACGGGGGCGGGGGGGGCGAUUCAGGUCACGGUGACAUGCGGGUCAGAUGCAGCCACACAGACGCCAUUGGCGGGCCAGGCAUCAAACAAAGUGUGUCAUAUAAGGAGGGCUGUGCACAUGACUUCCCAGUCUCCGAAGCUGGGCAGACGAAACGACUACUCGAGACGUCAGACCUCCAGUACACUUCUCCCGGUGAACAUCUCCUUUUAAAUACUAUCGAACGACGGCUGCGUUCCACCAUUGAAUGGACGUACAAUGCAGCCGAACUUGUAUUAUGCAGUCCUACUAAGCCUCUUCCGAUUCCACGGGCAAAGGAUGUCUCACCAACGCACGCCAAUUUAAGUUAUGUUUAUGAAUUCACAUGCACUUGCGGAUGCAAGUACAUUGGGCGAACGCAAAGGCAGUUGGCAGCCAGGUCUAUUGAGCACCUGCCCAAAUGGCUCCUAAAGCAUGAGAAUAAAAUCCCGCGUUCCUCCAUUACGAAGCACCUGCUUGCUAGUGGUCACUCCGUCGUCCCCAAAGCUUCCUUCCGAGUACUUGUUCGGGCACGAACAACUCGAACUUUGCGUUACCUAGAGACGGCCUAUAUACGACAGGUGAAACCAGAUCUUUGUAAACAGCUGGAACACGUGGUUAGCCUAACAUUGCCAUGGUAGCCUCUAGCUCCAUGAUUUCCCUUCCCCUCUCACUUUUGUUUUGCUCGUUAAUUCCCCUUUUGCACUAUUCUUCCCAUACGGUGUUUGAGUUACUAACUUUGUCGAUCAGCUAGCUUUGCCCAAAACCAUGACCUUGCUGUUUCUGCAUUGAUUUUCUACACGAAUUCAAAUCUGUUGUAUCCUUAUCACUUGCUAUCUAUGCUAUGAAGCGACAGGACGCAGCUGACGAGCCGUCGCGAAUUUUUUUGGUACUAUUAAAUCCUGCCCUGCUUGUCUACUUCAUUUUCGACUAUUGUUCGUUCUUAUGCUGCCACCUGCGUGAGCUCUAGUCAGGCGGUUCAAAGCAUGCCGUUCUACUUGUACAAGUGCUCCACGAACGCUAACCCCAUGCGAUCUCGAAUACUGGCAAUCCUAGUCGAUAUGACCCAUGGCCAUGUCUGCUGUGCCAGAUCCUGCAACCCGAAAGUUCGAUCAUCGAUUCCGACUAUGUCCACCGUGUUACCCACAGCAUGCUGGGCGCAGGGGUGGUGACUUCGCGUGAUUUGGUCUAUAGUCGUAGUAGACUUUUGCUGCGCCUACCGCACUCUCCCCACCCACCCGGGCCCGGUGUCAAAAAAAGUCCAAAAAACUGGCGACGGUGUCGCGUGAAGGUGAUUGGCACGUCACGGGCCUUCAUCUAGACGUGGCAUUACCUCCCCCCAUGUGUGACAUUUGCUAUCUGUGCGCAUCCCCAAUAACGCCUGCUUUGCCCGGAUCUGGCCCCCGUGUUGGUCCAUCCCAUCUACCGCGUGGCUCGUUGUAGGGGGCCAGAUCGUAUAACCCAAAGGCUCGAUGGCAGACCGAAUAUGAUUCACAUUUCAGGUUUUCCGGGUCUGGGAUUGGGUACGACUCCCCAAUGACGGUUACCAAACCAAAAUGGCUAUUUGGUAAGAUGUGGCAUGGUAGCCCCACCUGAUAAUCACAAUACUCACGAAUGGAAGAGAAUAUGUGCAUCCCAGCUUCUUGUUUAAAAGAAGACGAAGGCACGAUCACUGGGACGGUUGAUUUAUUAGCCUUAGCUUUGGAACUCGAACUGGAGUUCAUCGUCAGAGACUGCUAGAGUGCAGCAACGUGUAAGCAUUCGUAUCGUUUUUGUCGUGAGGGGGGACUACGUCCGUGGCUAGGUCUGGUUUGUGCCGCCUGGUCCACAAUGGUCACCCGGCAUGGAGAUGCCGUUUGUGCUUCGAGGCGAUGUGAACUGUGCUAUCUUUUGACUGUUGGUUUAACUCACAUUUAUGGUACGUGUGUCCACAAAAAUUAACGGGUAACAAAGGUAAACGGGUGACGUUUUUUCCCUUCAAACUGCAUUCUAUAAGCCGGCCACAUAUAUUCACUUUUUGGGCAGAAAUUCCUUGGUAUAGUUUUCAUUCCCCAUCAGAACCAGGCGGCUUCUUCAAAAUACAGCUACCCAUUCGAUGCCAAAUCAUGUGACAAGUUUAUGCCCGUGUUAUUCUUAACGUUUGCCUCGCCACAGUUUUAUUUGAUCAUGCAAAUACCGACUAAUGGUCCAAUUUUAAAUAUUUUAGAGAAAGUUCUUUUGCCAACAGAACUAUGGAAGCGUAUUCAAACACACACUUUACCUCUCAACCAAACUGAGCUCACACCUAGUUUAUGGAAUCAAGUAUUUUUGAUAUUAAUUGAUUAUCCAGUUGUGCAAACUUCGAUCGUCUGCGGAUUCGAACCCGUGGUAGAAAGAACGAGGCUUUAUUAAAGCCAACGUUCUAACUAUAAGGGUUAUGGGCCCUUGAAUUUCAAAGAUGUGGGCUAAAUUAUUUGCCCAAACUUAGUUGCCUUGUACUCUCUGUAGUGAGUCCGAAUUAUUGGGUCGUCGAGAAUCUCAAAAUUGGGUCAAUCCAAUUAUUGAAAUCUGGAAACUAUACUACUAUGAAUUUGGAAAAACAUUCUUCCGGGACCUACUUUGAAACAUCUUAAGUAGCUGAAAUAAACGUGCACUAACGCUUUUCAUGCGAAAGCGUAAGAGACGAAACUCUUGUUUAGUGUGCAAUACAAAUGUUGACUUUCAGUGACCGGAGCAAUUUAAAAUUUCAACUGAAAUAAAACAGGAGAAUCUGGCCAACGACCCUGUUAAGAAGACAGAGUUUGGCUUAAGAUAAAAAUGAUUUCUUGUGUAUAAGGGUUUGAACCUUACAUUAAAUAUGCCAGUAAGAACCUCACGAAAAAUCCCUUCUUAUCUUUAAUGACCAGUAUGUAGUCAACUGGCAAGCUAGAGGAACCAAUUUUGAGUCUUAGACUACAAUUAAAGUUUCCGACAAUGCAAUCUAGAUCUUCAGCUUCCAAAUAAUCAGCUUUGGCGCAAGUUUCUGUGUCGAAAGAAUGUUUUAAUUAUUUUCUAAUAUCAGAAGUCCAGGUAAUUGUUUUGAAAUCCAGAUACCGCAUUUCCCUCUACCUUUAGAGUCCUCCGGAGGUAUUCGCUUGGUCAUGACUGCAACUUCCAAUGAGCUAGAGGGUUGGCCGUACACGGGGGAGGAGUGGACCAAAGAAGACAGCAUUGAACAGUCAAAAAGGAUAGUUGGACUGAUGCAGCGUUUACAAUGGACACAAAGUGGUUCGACAGACAUCCAGAAGAGCAUAGACGUUUUGCUCGGGCAGGUAUGGGCUCAAGAGCUGACACGUGUUGCGAAGGGACGCGCAAACGUCUGGCCGCCUCUGCGACUUCGACAAGAGAUGCACUUGCAGUUCCUCAGUUUCCUGCGCUUUGCCUGCCCACAGGCCUGGUUCUUGGGGACCGUGGGCGCUACAAGGGGAGAAUUCUACCAGAUAAUUCACGAUGAGGCCCCGGACGCCCCCUUUCCGCACGCCCCAGGACCUUGGCCCCCAGCUGGUGGGAUCGCCAUGCCUAGGCGUUUUGCAUUCCACGGCAUUGAUAUGCUCAUUCUGACUGGCAGGGAAAUGGAUUCCAAUGAGGGGAGAUCGGCACGUCAGAAAAGAUUUAGAGCCUAUAGCGCCGAACUGCGAGCAGCAUUUAAGAAGUUCGUCCACGGCGACGUUUUGGACAGUAAAUGCCGGACGGGAAGGGGAGGUUGGUCUGGUGUUUUGCCCCCUUUUUCUGUCAAGUACUACUGA
Molecule: messenger RNA, 8574 nt
Organism: Spirometra erinaceieuropaei
Lineage: Eukaryota; Metazoa; Platyhelminthes; Cestoda; Diphyllobothriidea; Diphyllobothriidae
Source: the annotation of a GenBank genome assembly